This is a messenger RNA of Helianthus annuus (common sunflower), 2192 nucleotides long. Its product is annotated as pentatricopeptide repeat-containing protein At1g43980, mitochondrial. The coding region runs from base 115 to 1977 and encodes 620 amino acids. Gene Ontology annotation, biological process: RNA modification. Lineage: Eukaryota; Viridiplantae; Streptophyta; Magnoliopsida; Asterales; Asteraceae. The transcript has a single exon. Gene Ontology annotation, molecular function: RNA binding; protein binding. The record is from RefSeq and is a predicted model, not a curated record.
CAUCAAAUCAAAGCUCAUAAUAUAUAUACAUCUAGUGUUUGCAACAAGAAAUCAAAAAUCAAAAUUUGGCACAUACAAAGACAUGAAUGAUGCCACCAUGAAAGACGAAAGAGUAUGGUGUGUUCUCCACGACCCUUCUUCUUCUCAACCCUCUUAAACCAUUGUCUCUCGUUAAACUCUCUAAAACUCAUUCACGCCCAACUCAUCAAGCUUAGUCUCUGCAACACCAACACUUUUCUGGGCAAUCGUUGUCUUGAUCUUUACUCAAAACUCGGAACAAUUAAAGAUACCCUCUUCGCAUUUGAUGACAUACGUCACAAAAAUGUGUUUUCUUGGAACAUCUACAUGCGGGUUUUCAUAGAUUUUGGUGACAUUAAGUCUGCACGCCAAGUGUUCGAUGAAAUGCCUGAACGAGAUGUUGUGAGUUGGAAUUCUAUCAUUUCUGGGUAUUCUUAUAAUGGGUUUGGAUAUCAUGCACUUGGUGUGUUUGCUAAAAUGCACACGUCUGGAGUGACUCCAAGUGGACACACUUAUUCUAUAGUUUUGUCAUUAGUCCCCUCUGUUUGUCAUGGUAUGGAGAUUCAUGGGAAUAUGAUAACGAAAGGCGUCGCGUUAUCUUCGGUUAUUGUUGGGAAUUCUUUGAUUGAUAUGUAUUGUAAGCAUGGGUUUGUGGAUUAUGCUUUUGGUGUGUUUCUUGAUAUGAAACAAAUAGAUGUGAUCUCAUGGAACUCACUGAUUGCAGGCUGUAGUAAAUGUGGUCACAAAGAAAUAGCGUGUGACACGUUCCGUAAGAUGAGAACAACACAUUAUUCACCCGACGCGUUUACAGUAUCUUCGGUAUUGACUGCGUGUUCAGGGUUUCAAGAUUUACCAAAGGGUAGACAAAUAUUCUCUUUAUCGAUAAAAUCGGGCUUUCUUUCGAAUACAAUUGUUUCCAGUGCUGUUAUCAACAUGUUCUCAAAAUGUGAAAGUGUGAAAGAUUCGUUUUCCGUUUUCGAUGAACUUGGUUUAUGGGAUUCGGCUGUUUGCAAUUCGAUGAUUUCAACCUUCACUAACCAUCAACUUGAGGAGAAUGCGAUGCGUGUUUUUGUUCUUUCGUUGAAGGAACACAUAAAGCCGACCGAAUUCACACUCAGCUGUUUGCUUAGUUGUGCGUCGUUGUUUCUGCCGGAUGUACAUGGUACACAAUUGCAUUGUUUCGUUGUUAAAUUAGGGUUUGAACGUGAUCCCGUUGUUUCAAGCUCACUUAUUGAUAUGUAUAGUAAAUGUGGAGUGUGUGAUGCUGCAAAGAUUAUCUUUGAUCGAACGGAUAUAAAAGAUUUAGUUUCUUGGAACUCGAUGAUUUUCGGUUAUACUUACAAUGGAAAACCAGAAGAAUCUAUUGUGCUUUUCGAGGAGUUACUCAAAACGGGCCCACAACCAGAUGAAGUAACGAUGAACGGUGUUCUAUUAGCUUGUGUUCAUGGUCGUUUGAUCGAUAAGGGGUUAUCGUUCUUUCGUUCAAUGGAGAACAAAUACGGGGUCAAACCGACAGCCACACAUUUGACCUGGAUUUGCGAAAUGAUGAUCCACGCAGGUGAAGUUAGCGAAGCGAUGAAGAUAUUAACGACAAAGAUUCCUAAUAGACUCGAUGGUUACUUAUGUAAAUUGAUUCUUAGUUGUUAUGAGGUACAAGAAGACUUGGAGUUGACCGAACUAGUUGCGGAGAGGUUGGUCAAACUGGAACCGAUGUCUUUGUUCGCGUAUAUGGCGUUGGUUAAAGCGUAUGAAGCGAGGGGAAGAUGGGAGAGUGUGGCUCGAGUGAAGAAAGUUAUGAAAGAUAGAAAUGUUGCGAAAGUGGUAGGAUGCAGUUGGAUUGGCGUAGAUGGUUUGUUUGUUUUUAACGAAAAUGAAGUUGUUCAUCAUGGUGGAGAAGAUGUAUACUCAGCAUUGAGAUUAUUGAUGCAAGAUAUAGAAGAUGAAAGAUCUUGGGUAUGAAGACUGAAAGUAAAAGAUUAAAUUUCUUUAUUUUUUUCAAUAUGUACAACUUAUUUUAUAGUACAUAAGAGAGUAAAUCAAGAUCAGUUAAGUUGUGUUCUGAUUUUGUUUCCUCUCUUACUAAGUUAUACAUUUCUAACAAUGAGUUGAGCCCAAUGUCACUAGGUAGUCCUACUAAGGCCUCGUGCGGCGUCCUUGGUUGCUCAAGGGCUCAA